AUGGGCAAAGGAUUCUCCAAAGAUGAUGGCUUUUUGCGUCACGGCGAUUUCAACAUCUCUUUCGGUAUUAUGCUCAUUGCAGUACUUUUGUAUACGACCGCUACUUUGACUUGGAGUCCUACUUCACUCUUUGAACUUUCAGCCGUCAUUGAUGUUUCAAGAGCAUCAUUUGUUUUUCGGAAAUCUCAUUUAAGGAUCUCGAUUAUGACCGUAGCUAGUACUAUUGUACUAAAAUUGAUGACAUCCAGCUUUGUCACUCUUCUGACACCAACACCCAUGAUGCUAAGCCAUCAUGUGUCAGGCCAACAAAUUGAUUUAAGUACAGCAGAGUUUGGAAAAAUGUUACACGAUGAGAUAGGCUGGGAUGAUGAAGAAGGCCCCAAUCCUAAGGUCAGGACACUAUCUGGAUAUAUAACUGUAUCUAGUGGUAUGUCAGCGGCUUUCACUCACAUCGGAUAUCCCCGUGAUUUCACGCUCAACCGAGCGACGUAUUCGAUCCCUACUGGGGGAAUUCUGGCCGCUGGACCAAUGCGCUCAGUAAAUCACGAUCUACGUAAGGAUGGACACUUGGUCGGAGAUGACACUGCAGUUGAAAUGAAAAAACUUUAUUGUGUCGAUGGAAUAGCAGAUGACACUGUCUUUAGCACUUCAAUCAACUAUACAACUUAUCAAAUGGGAUUACGCGGAGGGGUCUCAUGUAAAGCUAUAGGUUCAUCUGGUUUAGCAAGUUCUUGUGCUAGCAUUCAACUAAAUCUGUUCAAACAUUGGAAGUCACCUUUGCCUCGUAAUCAAAGUUUCUCUGAUUGGGUUUGGAGCGGAGCUUGCCCGAAUGGAACACAAAUUGAUGUGCCUACGACUACCUCCCGGUACAUCCCGGGACUGAGAAACAAGACAACAGAGAUUAUGGGCCAAGCUUUUGCUCAUGUUUGCUUCGAUCAAGAUUUGACCGGUGCUAAAUCAACUGGAAAUCAUGUAUGUUCUUCAGUUCUCAUUUUGGCUGGAAACGGAUCAUAUUACGGUUUCUUGAGGCCGACUGUGUGUGAAAUCCAACCGACGAUUGGCACUUAUCAAGUUUUGUACAAUUACUCAAGUGUUACGAUUAACCAAACUAGUUUCAAUGCAACCCAUAAGAUGUCAGAAAAUACUCAGGUUCUUUCAAAGUACCUUGCCAUGUUGACAAAGGCAAUAGUUUCUAGCUCUCAAACUAUGUGGGCAAAUACCUUUGCCGAUGAUAUCUCUUCAGUGUCUGACAAUGCUCCUGAGGGGCCUGAGGAAGACAAAUUGGACACGAUUCUGGAUGAUUACUUCAACGGUGUGAUAGAAUUUGCGACAACAGUGAGUCAUAUUCCAUCCAAGAUGGCCUGGCGGGACGUGUUCUUAAAGGCUCUCAAGUCCAAGAACAACAUAUUGAUUGUCAAUGUACCUCAAAAGUUUUUUCGAGCCCACUUUUCUACAGACAAUCGUGCACCAGAUCGAAACCACUUACCAAACAACAUCUCACGCGAAUUUAAUGGUACUUGGAUAAUCUCAACAAUGGGAUGGGAUGCAAAAAGCCGUAUCUUCGGACCUACCUUUCUUUCAAUGGUUCCUAUCAUUCUGGUUCCAUUUUUUUUGAUCUGUGCUGUCUUAGUUGGAUCUUAUAAAAGGUUAAUCUCAUUACCUCUUCAUUUGAAUGAACCUAUUCAAUUUGAUCCAAAUGAUAUGACACAGAUCAUUCGCGUUGCUUGUGCUGGUAAUCUUUCUGAAAAGUUUUCUCAAAUGUCUGUCAAUCAAGUGGGAAAAAGUUGUACAGAGAAAGAUUAUGAUAAAGUUUGUGUUCAGUUAAACUAUGAUGAUGAUGCUCAUGGUAAAUUGAUAUGGAUGGAACCUCAAAGAGUUUGA
Molecule: messenger RNA, 1881 nt
Organism: Melampsora larici-populina 98AG31
Lineage: Eukaryota; Fungi; Basidiomycota; Pucciniomycetes; Pucciniales; Melampsoraceae
Exons: 8
Coding region: 1-1881 (626 amino acids)
Source: RefSeq, a predicted model, not a curated record